Messenger RNA from Tachysurus vachellii, 671 nucleotides. RefSeq names its product translocase of inner mitochondrial membrane 9 homolog (gene timm9). The record is from RefSeq and is a predicted model, not a curated record. The coding region runs from base 103 to 372 and encodes 89 amino acids. Lineage: Eukaryota; Metazoa; Chordata; Actinopteri; Siluriformes; Bagridae. The transcript is spliced from 4 exons.
GCGGUGAAACGUCAAUUUGUUUCGGCUUACUUAGAUACACAUGUCCUUUAGAGGCCCUACAGUUUGUCUCCGUCAGAUCCAAAAGAACAACGGUUUGAGGUUAUGGCUGCUCAGGUCACAGAAUCGGAUCAAAUUAAACAGUUCAAGGAGUUUCUUGGCACCUACAACAAACUGACCGAGAGCUGCUUCAUGGACUGUGUGAAAGACUUCACAACCAGAGAGGUCAAAGCUGAAGAGACUUCAUGCUCAGAGAGCUGUCUACAGAAGUAUCUAAAAAUGACACAACGGAUCUCGAUGCGCUUCCAGGAAUAUCAUAUUCAGCAGAAUGAGGCUUUAGCAGCCAAAGCUGGCUUAUUAGGUCAGCCACGAUAGUCGACUACUGUUUUUACAGACUUGUAUCCUCAGGCUGUAACUUUCACCCUGCCUGCUUUAUACUGGACUGAUGAGGCAGAGGACGACGUGUCAGAAGAUGGUGUCCUCCUAUUGAGUUAAGAUCACUAGCAAUGGUGGGAGGUUUGUUUCCUGUUCUUCCGACUGUGAAGACUUACCAGGUCUGACUUGGGCUUAAUGUGAAAGUAGUGUUUUUUGUUGGGCUGUUUUUUUAAAUAGUCAGGGUCUUUUUAUGUAAUCACUGCUAAUGUAUGAAACAAAUAAAACAACUAAAUAAGUCA